AUGAAUGCUCGGAUGCUAUGCCGCUUGAUUAAGGUUAGUAAGUUAAACGACUAUUGUAUGAGGAUUCGAUCACAGUCCCUGUGUAAACGCAAUCUCAUUCUCAACUUCCGGGGCUUAACCCUUCUCAUAACUACAGUAUUUACCCAAUCUUUAAAGCGAAACCAUCAAAGUUCCAUCUGCUCACGAUACAUAGAGCCGACCGCCGGCUCGCUUCCAAUCGGGUUAGGAGGUUAG
Molecule: messenger RNA, 234 nt
Organism: Prunus armeniaca (apricot)
Lineage: Eukaryota; Viridiplantae; Streptophyta; Magnoliopsida; Rosales; Rosaceae
Source: the annotation of a GenBank genome assembly